GAUAGCAAGAGGCGUAAGUGCUGCAAUUGGCAUUGCAGCAACAGUUGUGUACCCCAUCGUUGAACCUCGCAUCGGCACACUUAGAACAGGAAUUUGGUCUAUCUGGUCCCAGGUACAAGCACAUCUAUAUUUUUCUUUUCAUCUGUACACCUGAUAAUGGACUAUACAACAGAACAUGGGAUAGCCUGAUCCUUUCUCGAAUCUCUCUCACCUGCCUCAAGAGGUUCAAACCUAAGACCUACAACUCAGAGUUUCAAACUCUUACCAAUUGAGACAUGUCUUAGGUGCUAUAAGCAUAAUAUGUAGACUUGUAUGGCAAACAUGGAGAGGGAGUCUUAAUUGAUAUUUUCCCUGAUGCAGUGGACCUGCCUAUUGCUAUGUGUUGCUUCGAUAUGGUUCACAAAUAAGUACUUAGCAGCGUCUAUGCUGAUGGGUGGUGUAGCGACAUCUAGACUUGGGUUGUGGAUGUUUGAUUUAGCUGUCAUACAACAAAUGCAGGAUCUUGUUCCAGAAACGGAACGUUGCAUUGUGGGAGGUGUUCAGAACUCACUUCAGUCUAGUAUGGAUUUGCUGGCUUAUGUCAUGGGAAUAAUAAUCUCGAAACCACAGGAUUUCUGGAAGCUGAAUUUGAUGUCUUGUUUAGCAGUAACGAUUGCUGCGGUGCUCUACACUUAUCAUCUGUUCAGAGUUAGGAGGCAUCUUUUCCACUUUGAGAAGCUGCGGUUGUUGAAUCAGCUAUUUGUAAUAAGAUGAUCAUUUUUAUUUGCUACUUUCUCUUUAUUUCUUGUUAAAAUUUGUAAGCUCAUCUGAAAACACAUACUGAAACUGAAUGAAGUUUGUCUAAAAGG
Rubroshorea leprosula is the source of this 848-nucleotide messenger RNA. Lineage: Eukaryota; Viridiplantae; Streptophyta; Magnoliopsida; Malvales; Dipterocarpaceae. The record is from the annotation of a GenBank genome assembly.